UGUUACCAUGGUUGGGGUCCGCAGCAGCACACUCAUCCAACACAACUCAGUGCCAAAGAGAAUAACGCCCCUGUCGCCAUCCUUCCAUCGCCGCCGGCGAAUCAACGGCCAUCCACCAUUACUUCCUCGAUCUAUCACCAAUUCAGGGAGCCCUUCAAUGCCGAGCCACCGCGCGCUACUCUCAUCUCCUCAUACGUCACCCCUGUCGACUUCUUCCUCAAGAGAAAUCAUGGGCCGAUUCCAGUGGUUGACGACAUCAACAGUUACUAUGUUUCCAUCGGUGGUCUUGUGGAAAAGCCGAUGCAGAUGUCGCUGGCUGAUAUCAAGAAACUACCGAAGUACGAUGUGACUGCCACUUUGCAGUGUGCAGGUAAUAGGAGGACAGCAAUGAGUAAAACAAGGACUGUGCGGGGCGUUGGUUGGGACGUCUGUGCUCUUGGGAAUGCAAUCUGGGGAGGAGCCAAGUUAUCAGAUGUCCUUGAGCUCGUCGGUGUAUUAAAACACACUGCCAUCACAUCAUUGGGAGGAAAGCAUGUUGAAUUCAUUAGUGUUGACAAGUGUCCGGAGGAAAAUGGCGGCCCUUAUAAGGCAUCAAUACCCUUGGUUCAGGCAACAAAUCCUGCGGCAGAUGUCUUACUUGCAUAUGAAAUGAAUGGAGAGGUACUCGAACGUGACCAUGGAUAUCCUCUACGUGUGAUUGUUCCUGGUGUUAUUGGUGCACGCUCUGUUAAAUGGUUGGAUCGCAUCAACAUAAUUGAGGAAGAAUGCCAGGGAUUCUUUAUGCAAAAGGACUACAAAAUGUUUCCACCUACUGUUGAUUGGGAUAAUAUUGAUUGGUCAACCAGGAAGCCACAAAUGGAUUUUCCUGUGCAGUGUGCUAUUUGUUCAUUGGAAGAUGUUGACAUAGUUAAGCGAGGAGAGGUCACUCUUGGUGGAUAUGCUUUGUCUGGAGGGGGGCGUGGCAUUGAGAGAGUGGACAUAUCUGUUGAUGGAGGCAAGACCUGGGUGGAAGCUUUUAGAUAUCAGAAGAGCAAUGUUCCAUAUAUAUCCACUGAUAUAAGCAGUGAUAAAUGGGCUUGGGUUUUCUUCAAGGCUGUUGUUGACAUACCAGGAGAUGCUGAGAUUAUUGCUAAAGCGGUUGAUUCAUCUGCAAAUGUCCAACCUGAAAAGGUAGAGCUCAUAUGGAACCUGAGAGGGAUACUCAACACAUCAUGGCACUGUGUUUGUGUUCAAGCUGUCCCAUGAUUCACCAUCUCCAGUUUAUAAAGUCGACAAACCGGAGUGCCGAGGACAAUUAACUAAGUGAUUUUGUCUCCUAUCAAUCUUUUGUAAUGUGAUAUAAGAACAAAGAUGUCAUGCUUGAUGUACUUUUUAACUUGUAUCAGGUCUUGUUCUGGAGAAGUAACCAUAUAAAAUAUGUUUACCACCACCAUCUUAGAUGUGUGGGUCUGUCUUCUGGGAGUUAAAGCCCUCUUGGCUUCAAUUGUUCCUGGUUGACUUUAUGAAAACUCUCAUGGAUCUCUUAUUGCUCGACAUAACUUCAAUAUUUUUCAAAAUUGCUAAUACAGUUUCACCCUAGAAUU
This is a messenger RNA of Elaeis guineensis (African oil palm), 1583 nucleotides long. The record is from RefSeq and is a predicted model, not a curated record. Lineage: Eukaryota; Viridiplantae; Streptophyta; Magnoliopsida; Arecales; Arecaceae.